AUGGAACCAUUACUAAUGGAAAUGAAUAAAAAAUUUAACGAACAUGUUAAAGAACUAUUAUCAGCUAAGGGCGUCAAUAGUUUUUUACUUUCCAAAGAUGAUUACUUGAAGGCUAUCGAAGACGUGAAAGAAAAGAAAAGUUGUGAGUAUAAGAGGCGUCCCCAAGACUAUCAAUUUCUACGACGGUAUGACGUCGCUGAAUUCAGCAAUAAAGAGAAGUUGAUCUUUCCUGCUAACGAAAACGACACGAAGAUUAGAUUUUAUGCACAUACAGAAGAGUUAUUCAUAAUACUGCAUGAUGCACAUAACUCUGUUGGUCAUGGUGGUAGAGAUCGAAUGAGAAGUAUUUUGAAUGAAAAAUACAAAAAUAUUACAAAAGAAGUAGUUAUGGCAUAUCUCAAUCUGUGUGAAAUAUGUCAAGGUAAACUCAGAGUACUAAGAAAAGGGGUAGUAGUCAAACCUAUUUUAAGUACUGAAAUGAAUUCAAGAUGUCAAGUAGAUUUAAUUGAUAUGCAAUCUCAGCCUGAUAGAGUUUUCAAGUUUAUAAUGGUGUAUCAAGAUCAUCUCACAAAGUUUGUUCAGCUUCGACCUUUAAUGUGUAAAAAAGCUGAUCUUGUAGCUUACCAUCUAUUGGAUAUCUUUCUAACCUUUGGUGCACCGUCUAUUUUACAAUCGGAUAAUGGGAUGGAGUUCUGUGCAAAAAUCAUUGAAGAAACUUGCAGCUUAUGGCCAGAGCUUAAGAUUGUCCACGGAAAGCCGAGGCACUCGCAAAGUCAAGGGUCCGUCGAGAGAGCUAACCAAGACAUUGAAAAUAUGCUAUCGUGUUGGCAAAAAGAGAAUAACACAACUAGAUGGGCAGAAGGACUGAGAUUUGUUCAAUUUAUGAAGAACAGGGCAUAUCAUUCAGGUAUAAAGUGCAGUCCUUAUGAAGCUAUGUUUGGAUGUAAAGCAAAGGUUGGAUUGGCUACUACUUUGACGCCUGACGUGUUAUUAACAUUAGAUACUCAAGAGGAACUUCAAAGUAUAAUGCACACAGACAAGAAUGACACAGAAGAGAAAGAAGAUCAAAGUGGGAUCGAUGAAACUCCGCCGAAUCCUCUUAAAGAAAAAGUAGAACAAGUUCGUAAGAAACGAAAAGUUGUUCAAUUUAACCUAGAAAAACAAGCUGAAAAAAUGAUUUCUGCAUCGAAUGCUAAAUUUGCACCUGCAAAUUUAGGAGAAUCUGUGCGAGUUCCUGUUCCGGAUUUAGAUAGAGGAAGAAGCGACUCCAGAAAUAUACUAGCUGUAAUUUUGGAGAAAAACAAUGAUGGUCUGUACAAAUUGGGUACAAAUCAUGGCGUAUUGAAUCAAUUUUACGCCAGAAACCAAUUUGCUAUUUGCAAAGAACAGUUUAUAACCAUAAAUGACGUUCCAGACAAGAUGAUAUCACUCAGAGAAUGUUCGAGAUUAUUGUCGAUGGGCGGUGGACAAGGAUACAGUCGGUGCAAUUGCCGAGGUUUAAGCGAUUGUCAGCGCUAUUACGAGAUUCCUGACGAAGAGUUGCUUAUCGCGAUAGGCACUACGUUUCGCGAUAAAGCGCGCUCGUGGUACGAGGUUAAUAGCGAUAGCUUAAACGACGCGAUUAACGAGGUCCUAACAAUUGAACCUUCUAAAAAGAAAGCGCAGCAGCAGAGCAAAAAGUUAGGAAAGAAGAGCAAAAAGCAAAAUGGUGAAAUUGCCGUGGCUACAGCUAAUAAGCAACAGCCACAGGCAACGAACCAGUUUGCGAACGGAGCCGCUCUUGCUCGUCAGAGCGCGCAGGCUUCGUGGGCCCCGGCUGCAGGUUUUAGCCCCUAG
This is a messenger RNA of Phymastichus coffea, 1836 nucleotides long. RefSeq names its product KRAB-A domain-containing protein 2-like. The coding region runs from base 1 to 1836 and encodes 611 amino acids. Gene Ontology annotation, molecular function: nucleic acid binding. The transcript is spliced from 3 exons. Gene Ontology annotation, biological process: DNA integration. NCBI's taxonomy places the organism in Eukaryota, Metazoa, Arthropoda, Insecta, Hymenoptera, Eulophidae. The record is from RefSeq and is a predicted model, not a curated record.